CCGCGUGUGCUCCAACCGCCACGGUCUCAUCCGCAAGUACGGCCUGAACAUGUGCCGGCAGUGCUUCCGCCAGUACGCAAAGGACAUCGGGUUCAUUAAGGGGAGCGCCGCUGGACUGAGCGCCGGGAGGAUGAGGCUGUCGCCAGAAGUUCCCGGGGCUUCCCUCGGCCUCUCUGAAACAUCUACAGCAUCUCGUGGCUACGGGGCUUCCAGCCCUUCACAGGGGUCCUUCCAGAGGG
Molecule: messenger RNA, 239 nt
Organism: Fulmarus glacialis (Northern fulmar)
Lineage: Eukaryota; Metazoa; Chordata; Aves; Procellariiformes; Procellariidae
Gene: RPS29
Product: ribosomal protein S29
Exons: 3
Biological process (GO): translation
Cellular component (GO): cytosolic small ribosomal subunit; ribosome
Molecular function (GO): structural constituent of ribosome; zinc ion binding
Source: RefSeq, a predicted model, not a curated record